Molecule: messenger RNA, 1040 nt
Organism: Astrephomene gubernaculifera
Lineage: Eukaryota; Viridiplantae; Chlorophyta; Chlorophyceae; Chlamydomonadales; Astrephomenaceae
Source: the annotation of a GenBank genome assembly
GGAGCUGCCGCCCGCGGCGCUACUGCAGAUGAUGCAGAUCAUGUCCUCCCACGGCGCCCCAGACCAGCUGCGCAGUGAGCCCCUGCUCGCCGCAGUGGACCGCGCACUCAGCUGCCGGCCCGCCUGGCUGCUGCGACACCCGCAGCAGUUGCGCAGCCUGAGGGAGGCGUACGGCAGGAUGCUGCGGCUGCAGGGGGGCGGCGGCGGGGCGGCGGCGGUGCUGGAGGAGCUUGCGGCGCGGGAGGAGCAGCUGGGGCAGAAGGCGGAGCUGAGGAGGGAGCGAAGGAGCAGGCUGAUGGAGGUGGCGAGGGAGGGGGAGAGGCAGGGGGGAAGGGGGAGGCGGGGAGGUAGGGGAGGUAGGGGAGGCGGAGGGUGGGAGCGGCGUGGAAGAGGAGGCUUGGGGAGGGAGGGAAAUGUGGGGAAUGGUACGCGUGGCGUGUUGCAAGGGAGAUAGUGCUAUCUGGGUCCGCGUGAGGAGGAGGGGGUUGCUCCGAAAGGCGUGCAAUGGCGUGAGAGCGCGGUGGGCUGUUAGCGGCUUGGGGUGUAAUCAGUGUGUGUGUGUUUUUAAAUACGCCGAGAUGCACGAAAGGAUUAAAGAAGUACCGAACCACAAGUGAGGGCACGAAGGGGUGUGCAUGAAGGGUUAUGAAAGUGUAUUCGGGGGUGCACCUCCUUUCACCUGGGCACUGCUUGUGUGGUGAGCAUCAUCCCGGGGAGGGGGCCAUCUGGCGGCUUAGCAGGUAUAAACGGCUGGAUAUUGCUGAGGGUUGAGGAGGCGGAGUGAGGGGUGAUGACAGUGAGAAGUGAGCGCACAUGCCGGGUAUGUUUGUAAGCCGCGUAACUGCCGAGUAUGUUCAGGGAAGGGGCCGCGAAGAGGAACCGCUGCGUAUGUGCACGCAGGGGACACCGGUUAUGGAAAGAAGCCCUGAGGAGUGCGUGCGGCUUGCAACCGCACGCAGUAUAUAACGAUUGCAAUUGCACUAGAGCCGGCUGCGAGCUAGCAACCUCCGCCGAGAUUUGUUUUAAAGCCUAAACUAGCG